Pseudopipra pipra is the source of this 3428-nucleotide messenger RNA. RefSeq names its product ankyrin repeat domain 13C (gene ANKRD13C). The record is from RefSeq and is a predicted model, not a curated record. The coding region runs from base 119 to 1621 and encodes 500 amino acids. The transcript is spliced from 14 exons. NCBI's taxonomy places the organism in Eukaryota, Metazoa, Chordata, Aves, Passeriformes, Pipridae. Gene Ontology annotation, molecular function: signaling receptor binding. Gene Ontology annotation, biological process: protein retention in ER lumen. Gene Ontology annotation, cellular component: cytoplasm.
GAGCAGCGGCCCAAGAUGGCGGCGCGGAGCCGCGGCCCGUGAGGCGCGGGCGGAGCUGCGGCCGCUCCGGGGGCUCCGGGCGGUACCGGCCCCGGCGGCUCGGGCGGCACCGCCGGCCAUGACCGGCGAGAAGCUCCGCUCGCUGCGCAGGGACCACAAGCCCAGCAAGGAGGACGGGGACCUGCUGGCGGCCGGCGAGGACGAGGCGGCCGCGGCGCCCGGCGGCGCGUUCACGGGCGGGAAGGGCGGGCGGGCCGGGGGGCACCGCGGACCCGGCAAUCACCGGCACCGCCCGCCCGCCCGCGCCGCGACCGCCGGGCCCGAGCGCGGCCCCUUCCCCGUGCACGAGUGCGUGUUCAAGGGGGACGUGCGGCGGCUCUCGGCGCUCAUCCGCACCCAGGGCAUCGCCCAGAAGGACAGUCACGGAAACACUCCUUUACAUCUUGCUGUGAUGUUGGGACAUAAAGAAUGUGCCCACCUGCUUUUAGCCCAUAAUGCUCCAGUAAAGGUGAAAAACGCUCAGGGAUGGAGCCCUCUGGCCGAAGCCAUCAGCUAUGGAGACAGACAGAUGAUUUCAGCACUCCUGAGGAAGCUCAAGCAGCAGUCCAGGGAAAGUGUUGAAGAAAAGCGACCUCGAUUAUUAAAAGCCCUGAAAGAGCUAGGUGACUUCUAUCUAGAGCUUCACUGGGAUUUUCAAAGUUGGGUGCCUUUACUUUCCCGAAUUCUGCCUUCUGAUGCAUGUAAAAUACACAAACAAGGUAUAAAUAUCAGGCUGGACACAACUCUGAUAGACUUUACCGACAUGAAGUGCCAACGAGGGGAUCUGAGCUUCAUUUUUAACGGUGACGCCGCACCCUCUGAAUCUUUUGUAGUUUUAGACAAUGAGCAAAAAGUUUACCAGCGAAUACACCAUGAGGAAUCUGAAAUGGAAACAGAAGAGGAGGUUGACAUUUUGAUGAGCAGUGACAUUUACUCUGCAACGUUAUCCACCAAAUCCAUCACCUUCACGCGGGCCCAGACUGGGUGGCUCUUCCGGGAGGACAAAACUGAAAGAGUAGGAAACUUUUUGGCAGAUUUCUACCUGGUGAAUGGACUUGUAUUGGAAUCAAGGAAAAGAAGGGAACACCUUAGUGAGGAGGACAUCCUUCGGAAUAAAGCGAUCAUGGAGAGCCUGAGCAAAGGGGGCAACUUAAUGGAGCAAAAUUUUGAGCCCGUGCGCCGGCAGUCCCUGACCCCGCCGUCCCCUAACACCAUCACGUGGGAGGAGUACAUCUCUGCUGAGAGUGGGAAAGCUCCUCAUCUGGGCAGGGAGCUGGUCUGCAAGGAGAGCAAGAAAACCUUCAAAGCCACGAUAGCCAUGAGCCAGGAAUUCCCCUUAGGAAUUGAAUCAUUGUUGAAUGUCUUAGAAGUAAUUGCACCCUUCAAGCACUUUAACAAACUUAGAGAAUUUGUUCAAAUGAAGCUUCCACCAGGCUUUCCUGUCAAAUUAGAUAUCCCUGUGUUUCCUACCAUCACAGCCACUGUAACGUUCCAGGAGUUCCGUUACGACGAGUUUGACGACUCCAUCUUCACAAUUCCCGAUGACUACAAGGAGGACCCCAGCCGCUUCCCGGACCUCUAGUAAACUGGAAGGCUCCUGCCUGUGCUUGGCCCUCUGUGAAUCCUAAGUUUUGGGGCAGAAGGACACAAAGAGCAGCUCCUGGCACUCGCCUUGAGCUGAGGGAUCCAAGUUUGGAACACUGCCUGGAAAGGGGGGGGAAGGAGACCCAAGUUUGCUGAACCGUGUUCAGUAAGUACAGAGGUUUUACCUCCCAAAUCCAGCAAUGGGCUCACUUUGAUCACAACAUGGGUUCUGUUCUGACUUGAAGAGCAAAACCUGGAGUGUCUGUAGAGGUUUUAUUCCUUGCAGACAGUUGGGUGGUUUUGGAUUGGGUUUUUUUGUGGGUUUUUUUUUUUUUUUUUCCUUUUUCCCUUUUCUUUUUUUUUUUUUUUUUGUUUUGUUUGUUUCAGGAGGGUUUAUUUGGGUUUUUUGGGGGGGUUUGCUGGAACCACUGGUGAUCUGAGUGAUAGCUGGAAUGUGAGGCUACUAAAUUUUGGGUUGCCAUUACCUGCACGAAGCACUUAUGGCUUCCUGCCUUCCUCAGAGGUGAGUGGUCAUGGUUGCAUGGAAAUAUAAGCCUGUUUUGCAAAUACUUUCCUUUUUAAAAAUACUUAUAGAAUCCUAAACUUCGACAAUUCCCUACCCUGAACCUAACCCUGCCCUCUGGCAGUGGGAAGCCAUUCCCCCUUGUCUUGUCCCUCCAGGCCCUUGUCCAAAGGCCCUCUCCAACUCUCUUGGAGCCCCUUUAGGCACUGGAAGAGGCUCUAAGGUCUCCCUGGAGCCUUUUCUUCUCCAGGUGAACAUCCCCAGCUCUCCCAGCCUGUCUCCAGAGCAGAGGGGUUCCAGCCUUUGGAGCAUCUCUGUGGCCUCCUCUGGACUCCCUCCAGCAGCUCCACAUCCUUCUGCUGUUGUUCCUCAGGGCUGGAGGCAGCUCUGCAGGUGGGGUCUCACCUGAGCAGGGCAGAAGGGCAGAAUCCCCCCUCCUCUGCUGCCCACACUGUGGGAUCAGCACAGUACUCAGGGGGUUCUUGGCUGGGUCAUGUCCAGCCUCUCCCCCACCAGCACCCCCAAGUCCUUCUCUGCAGUCCCAUAAAAACUGCAGAUUCUUAUUUAAACCCAUUUCCCCCCAAGAGCAGAGUAACUCAUUCUUCAGUGUAACAUAUUCAACCACGUUUUAAAGAGAUUAACUUGUCAGGUCCUUUUAAAACAGGUAGAUGGAAUAAAAGUCCCCUCAUUCCUUAGAGGUUAAGUUGGGUGGUAGAAAUAAAUACCAGAAGUUUUCUAGGAACAGGAGUUUAAGUUUCAGGGUUUUAUUAUCAAAGUUUUGUAAAACAAUUUCCGAAACUGUACAUCGACAUGGCACAGACUGUCGCCUACUUUUGUCUCUUUACCUGCACAAAAGUAAAAGCUCUGGAGCUGCUGGAACUAAGGAACAGCUUGGCUAACUACUCUGCAAAUUCCAUGGGGUCAUUGUGUGCGGGAGGGACGGGACACUGUGGGACAGGAACACAAACUCAUUAGUUUAUACAACUUGAGAUCAAGUAAAAAGUACAUUAUCAGGUGGACUUGCUUUUAAAGCAAACCAAGGUCAGUUUAAAAUGCACUCCCUGCUGCAGCGGGUGAGCUCCUGAGCAACCACACCUGGGAUGAACUUCCACCAACCCUCCAUCACUGGGCAGGGCUUCCCUUCCCUUCUGGGCAGGGAAACCCAUCCCAGCUCGCCCUAGACAGCACUGAACGGACUGAGAGCCCUCAGGAAGGUCAGUGCAUUUUAACUCUGGCCAAGCCAACAAAACCCACCAGGAAAACCAAACCAAACCAACCCCAG